Messenger RNA from Symbiodinium sp. CCMP2456, 299 nucleotides. The record is from the annotation of a GenBank genome assembly. NCBI's taxonomy places the organism in Eukaryota, Dinophyceae, Suessiales, Symbiodiniaceae.
GUUGGGUCCACCUCUGGGCCACCGGCCAAGCAGCCCGGUCAGGGCGUCUCUUCCUGGCGGAAGCCCAGGACAUUAUGGACGAGACGCUGGUCGACCCCGUCUCCGUCCGUGCCAACCUCCUCGGAGCCCGUGCAGCUGCACGCGUGAGUGCAGCUGCGAAGGCAAGUGCUGCCUUCGUCAAUGUGUUUCCAGCUGCAAUCAGAGCCUGGGUUUGCUUCCGUGUGGCGCUUUGCCUGAGCUUCGCCGCCUCGGCUUGUGCGCUUCACGUCCUGCUCUGCGACGAAGCCAGGCAUGUGGGC